GACUUUGUCUAUUCCGACACCUGGUGGCCACUGGUAAUAUUGCAGGGGGCGUUUUUAUAUGCAGCUCCCUGUAUAGAAGCGACACGACGCAGCUUUGGAAACUUGUCAUGUCGGAAAAUACAGAAUUCUUUCCAGGUAUUUCCAAGAUACCUUAUGUUCCUGAUGGCAGUGCGAGAGAUUUGCUGUGUUUUAAGCAUUAUAAUGCAUCAGAGAUUUUGCUUGGCAAGUCGAUGGAGGAUUGGCUCCGAUUCUCUGUGUGUUACUGGCACUCGUUUUGUGGAACUGGUGCUGACCCAUUUGGAUCUGCAACUCUGCACAGGCCUUGGAAUGAAGGAGGAGACCACAUGGAGAUCGCGAAGAAAAGACUCAGAGCUGCAUUCGAGUUCUUCACCAAACUUGGUGUGAAGUACUACACGUUUCAUGACAGGGACAUGGCCCCUGAAGGAAAAACGAUGGAGGAGUCCAACAGAAACCUGGAUGAAAUAACAGACCUGGCACUAGAACUUCAGAAGCAGACUGGAGUGAAAGUGUUGUGGGUCACCUGCAACCUGUUUGCUCAUCCCAGAUAUAUGAAUGGAGCUGCAAGUAAUCCAGAUUGCCAUGUUUUUGCCUUUGCUGGAGCUCAGGUGAAGAAAGGUCUAGAGAUUGCCAAGAAACUGCAGGCGGAAAACUUUGUGUUCUGGGGAGGUCGUGAAGGCUUCAUGUCUGCACUCAACACAGAUGUUGCGACUGAACUCAAGCACAUGGCCAACUUUUUUAAAAUGGCUGUGGCUUAUAAAGAGAAGAUUGGCUUAAAAUGCCAGUUUCUCAUCGAGCCCAAGCCGAAGGAACCAUGCAAGCACCAAUACGACUACGAUGCGAUGAGUGUUAUUGGCUUUCUUAAGCACUUUGGAUUGGACAAAGACUUUAAACUGAAUAUUGAGCCCAAUCACACGACCCUGGCUGGACAUUCUUACGAACACGACAUCAUCAUGGCCUCUGUGUUUGGUAUGCUCGGUUCUGUGGAUGCCAACACAGGCUCUCCUGACUUGGGCUGGGACACAGAUCAGUUCCCCAUGGACAUCAGAAAUACGACCUUGGUGAUGAAGGCUGUUAUUGAGCAGGGCGGCCUGCAGCCUGGAGGUUUAAAUUUCGAUGCCAAGGUCCGGAGGGAGUCGACUGAGCUGGAGGAUUUGUUCAUCGCUCACAUUGGUGCCAUGGACGCUUUCGCUCGAGGCCUCAGAAACGCAGCCAAGAUGAUUGAGGAAGGAUUUUGCAAAAUAUGCUUCGGGAACGCUACACAAGCUUUAGCGUUGGACUUGGACGAAAGGUGGAGGAGUGCAGCUGCUCACUAGAGGACCUCGAGGAGUUCAUUAAGCAAAACGGAGAGCCUGAAGUUAAAUCUGGGAAACAAGAACAAUAUGAAGCGGUCUUUAAUCAUUAUUUGUGAGAAGCCGGUCAUUUUCAAGUGAGGCGAAAUAAUACAUUAAUAUAUCUGGGUUUAUAAAUGCAGAAGAACCUCAAUGAGUACAUUUACUUGUACAAGCUAAUAUAAUAACUGCAAAAAAGAAAGUUCAAUAAAAUUGAAAUGAAUAAAAGCAAUUUUAAGAAUUAUUGUGACCAAGCAGCAAAUCCUGAUGUUAAUUUUAAAAUCGAAUUUUGAUCCUUUAUUUACUUUACUUCAGUCAUACGUCAGUCAUUUUCCAUUUUAAAUACAUGAUGUACUGCAAUUCACAACUCCACUUGCAAUGUGAGAAAAGUCACUGAAAAGAACAGUAUGUUAAAUCCAAAUUUCCCCCCAAAAAACUUACAUUUCUUGAAAUAAUUUGUUUAAUCUUUCAUAUGAUUUAAUGUUAUAAUGAACAUGGUGAUAAUAAUGCGUUAAACAGUUGCGGUAUAGUGCGAUAAUAAUUGUGUUAUCAUUAACGGCAGUCUGUAUACAGCACAAUACAGGAUAAAGACAUGAAGAUGGUGCAGGAAAGCACUAAGAGAGUAUCCAGGCAUGAAAAGCGGAAAAGCAGGAAAGCUAUAUUAAUAAAUAAUAAUAGUAAUAAUAAUAGUAAUAGUAAAUUAUACUAUGAAACGUGCAUUAAAUGGUGCUUUCUGGAUUAUCUGAAGGAAUAUCAUAGACUGAGAAAAAUAAAAUGAGAUUUUAACUAA
Silurus meridionalis is the source of this 2139-nucleotide messenger RNA. RefSeq names its product xylose isomerase-like. Gene Ontology annotation, molecular function: xylose isomerase activity. The record is from RefSeq and is a predicted model, not a curated record. The coding region runs from base 108 to 1334 and encodes 408 amino acids. Lineage: Eukaryota; Metazoa; Chordata; Actinopteri; Siluriformes; Siluridae. Gene Ontology annotation, biological process: carbohydrate metabolic process. The transcript has 14 exons.